This is a messenger RNA of Clonostachys solani, 225 nucleotides long. The record is from the annotation of a GenBank genome assembly. NCBI's taxonomy places the organism in Eukaryota, Fungi, Ascomycota, Sordariomycetes, Hypocreales, Bionectriaceae.
AUGGAUUGGAUGCCGACUGACCCGACAUUUUUACCUAAUGACUGGAACAUUUUUGGUUACAAGGAAGAAGGCGCCAAAGAUGCCAGAGCCAUCCGGAAAUUACAGAAAGAUGAGAUCCCCGUAGUAGAUGUGUUAUCAACAGAUGAGAGCUGGGACAGGUGGUUUUCUAGCGCAAUUGGAAUUUCGCCCCUUGAUCAAGAGAGGGAAGGGUUACAUCUGUUGUAG